Drosophila eugracilis is the source of this 3308-nucleotide messenger RNA. RefSeq lists its product as uncharacterized. NCBI's taxonomy places the organism in Eukaryota, Metazoa, Arthropoda, Insecta, Diptera, Drosophilidae. The record is from RefSeq and is a predicted model, not a curated record. The transcript has 5 exons. Bases 134 to 3190 code for a protein of 1018 amino acids.
GCUUCAGGCACAGGUCCUAAAUAAAUUGUAGAUUUUUAUGUGAAUUCUCGUGGCAUUGCUCGUGUGCUUUUUAAAAUUAUUUGUGCAAGGAAAUUUUAGACUCGUGGACAAUCUCAGUUGAUUGCCAGACAGGAUGGAGAACUCUGAGUGCAAGCCGCCACCGGUGGAGAAGAAGGAGAAGCCGGUGGAGGAUCUGAUAGACUGGGACAGCUACUACAAGAACCGCGGACUGAUCAGCACCCGAAUGGCGGCCAGCAAGGCUGAAUACAUGCACUGCUCCACUUAUCAGGAGAAGGGCAAGAACCAGGACAAAGGCAAAGGACAGGAGAAAGACAAGAAGGCUAAGGGCGCCUGCUGCUGCUCCUCUUGCCCAGUUCGCAAUCGGGAAGAGGUCUAUGAGGCCCGGUGCCCGGGUCCCGGUCAGAAGGGCAAGCCCAACAGGGAAUACAUGCGCUGCUUUGCCGCCAAAAUGAUCGUCCAAAGGCUUGACAUGCCUGGUAGGGAUUUCGAGUGCCGGGACAAGCUGCAGGUCAAGGCCAAUGUGUGCCGCGGAUGCAAGAUUUGCCUGGACGCCACUAGUAUCAAUGUCAACUGCCUUCCUGUGAAUCCUAAUAAGACCUUUCAGGCAGAGGCCGAGUGCCUGCAGAGGCAGCUGGCCGAGGGCAUUACAAUUUCCGUGGUCUACAUGCGCAAGGAGAUCGCGCGCGGCUGCUACUUUCCACCUGCAGCGGUGGUUCACCGCAUGGUAAACGAAUUCGACGAGAUAGUGCACGAUGCCAAUGUGGAACUGACCUGCAAAGGAUGCACCGUCGGCCUGGUGAACAUCCGCUUCUCCAUGAAGAUGAGCUGCCAGACCAUCAAAGAAGUUGCGGUCGGACGUUUGGCGGGCGGACAAGAUAGGGGGUGUGGCUCGACGGGCAAUCAAAAUGCAACCAGCUGCAUGGACAUGAAUGUGGACCCCCAGGACGCCUCUUUCAUGUCCUCCUCUUCUAUCGAUCCCUGUGUCGGCUUCAUGCCCAGCGACAUGGAUGAACCCAUUGAGCCCCAAUACUGCAGCGAAGAUGAAGAACAGAAGUUGUGCGAAUGUCAGAGUCCACCUCCUCGGCUAAUUGAUAUGGCGGGCCCCUAUCCCGUCUACUCCUGCCCCAAUGUGGACGACGGUUGCGUGACCUUUGAGCCCCCGGCGGGUCCUGCCACCCAGUUCUCCUCCUGCCAAAGAAACCUUCUGGGUGAAGGAUCCACAAACCGGUUGUGCCAAAAGUAUUCCUCCCCAAAGCUCCGGCAGAUGCACAUCGGUAACACCCGAUCCUGCGUCCUUUGUGGCGAGGAUGUCUCCUGGCUGCCCAAGGUGGCGGCCUGCCCCAGCUGUGGCUACAAGCCCGUGCCGGAGUUCAAAGAGCGACCCUAUGACGAGGAGGCCACUGCCCAACAGAUCCUCCUGGAUCAUCUGGAAAAUCCCGUGGAGGAUAUCAGUUUUGACCUGGGAUCGGUCGAGGGAUGUUCGGGGAGUGGAGAGCAUGGAGAUCUCAAACGCACCUCGGAAGCCUUUGAGGCUAUAGUGAGGGAUUACCAGGUCCUGAGACGCAGCAUUAAGGAAACCUCCCACACCAAGGAAGUCGAAGCGGUCUCAAAAAACUUGCCUGGUCAAGAAGGUGAAACCAAGACCCAAGAUUUGGCCAAGGUAUUCGCGGAGCUAAGAGACCUCUUCCAGGUUAAAGUCCCCGAUGAGAAGCAGAAGAUUCAGGAUAUCUGCACGGAGGCAUGUAACCUCGCCAAGUCUACGAAGAAGGGCAAGAAUCGGUGUGCAUCUCCGGAUAGGAAUAAGGGAGGAAAAGCAGAUGCCCCAGCAGAUGAUUGUGGAAUGCCCCCGAAGCCGAAGAAGCGUCGCCUGAAGGCCAAGCGACCCUACAAGUCCAAGUACUACUCCAUGUACCGCCCUCGGGAGGGAGCGAAGGUAAAGAAGGAUUGCCUAGAUGAAAUCAAGAAAGUACCUGGCCACAUGGGAUGGUUGUGGACUGCCCAUCCACUGGCCUCCAAGCCUGGUUGGCGGCCCGGAGCCAUCCGACGCUCCAUUCGCGGUCUGAUGAGGUACUUCCUCAAGGACUUUCCCGUGGAUAGCAUUCCCGUGUCCAAGUACAUGUCGUACUACAAUAACAAGAAGAAGCCAAAGGCUCGGCCUUGUGAGAAGCCGGAGGAGUUGGUCCAGGUGCCCACUCUGCAUAUCGAAAAGAAGAACGAUGUGUACACCAUAACCCUGCGUCCUCUAAAGGAUGCCAAGACGCUGUUACGCUCCGCCAAUCCCUACGUGAAAAUGAAGCCCGUUCAGUUCCGGAUCGUGAAGAAUCCUCUCUUGAAAGAGCUGCGCGACGUGAAGCGCUGCCUCAAGGGAAUGGGAUUCAGCAAGUGCUCCUGCCACAAGCCGCUGAUGACCUGCUAUUGCCGCAGUUUCGUGGAGAAGAAGACGCUGAUAUCCCAUGUCCGGAAGGAGUGCAAGCGUCGCAAAGUACCAUCCUUCGAGGACGACCUGGUGCUCACAGACACAUCGGACAGCGAAGCAGAGUUCGACUUCGGGGUGACUCCGCCGGCAGGCUUGAUGCAUCCGGAGCGCUUAAAGAGCUCCCAUGUUAAGCACACCGAGACGCAGUACGACGAGGCUGACUGGGUCUCGCCCAGUCUUUAUCCCCAUAUGCCCGAUGCCACAGUUCAGUACGCGGGCUGUGUGAUGGGCGAACGGCAGAAGCCGUUGAAAUGGAUCUAUGGGAAGGGCGUUAUCCAGGAGGAGCCCAAGCCGCCCAAGAUGAGGAACAUACCGAAGAAGCCGAAGAAAAAGAAGCCUGAGCCGGGUCGCGUUGCUGGAGGCUAUGCAGGGCAGGAGUACCAGGAUUCCUGCAUCUAUAAUCGGGUCAACAAUAUCUCCACGCAAACCAAGCCUCGCCCCCGCGUGCGAACUAUUGGACCCAUUCGCACUCCUCCAGAUUACAGUACGGACCCUGACCUCCCUCUGAGUGGCAACCACAUGAGGCUGCUGGAUCAAGCCGCCUAUCCACCCACUUCUCCCCACCGUCAGGAGCCUUGGUCCCGGGAAAUGGGCAAGGAGCGACAGAAGCAAAGGACAAAGCGAAGGACGAAGAAGAUGGUCCGGUUUGAUUCCACGAUAGAGCCUCGCUCCUCCGACAUUUCUAUCCAUUAGUUUCGUCAAACGUAUCGCUUGGACUUCCACAUUCUCACUAAUCCUAUCCACAUAUGAUUUUAGCCUACCAAUGUUCCGAAAGUAGUUAACCGCGUAAAAUUGUAAGUUUUAAUAAACA